AUGACUUUCAAAUGGAUCCAUCAUCAUGAAGGGGUUGCUCUUUCUGCGUCCCUGGCUUCCCGCCCUCUCGCAGCCGCAGGAGAUCUCAACAACCCGCCUACCAGCAUGGAUACGGUGGAUCCAAUCUUUGCUCUGGUAGCGGUGAACCCGCUUCUUGCUGCAGUGGCCCUUCCUGUGUACUUCGCCCUCUCAGUCUGGAGCACGCACCGGGUGUUCCAUUUUCUGCUCACCUGGAGCGCCACGCAGACUGCCAAGAGGUGCGACCGCUGGGUACAAGAGUGCGAAGGCACCCUGGCCUCCUCCUGGUGGCAGCGCCGUGUCGUACCGCUCAUUUUUCCUUCACAGACACACCGGUCGAGGUUCUGCAGAGAUGCCGACAAGUUCGAGGCUUGCCCCAAGUACGUGCAAGAACUCCGUCUCAUUGCCGCACCUGCGAUCCCGGGGGGGGAUGCCACGCCUACGCCUGCUCGUGCGUUCAGUUCGAUCACCAACGAGCACCACAGCGGAAAGGGAGAACAUCACCGUUGUUCCGUUUUUCUCGGGACCAUCAGGAGAGGGGCCGCAAGGGCAUGGAGAGAAGUUCGCGCUGCCGCCAAGCAUGUGGGGGCCGUUGCGAAAUGCGCGUGGAGCGAGAGGAGGGAAAAGGCCUACUCCGCCGUGCUCAAGAAAACUGGUACCAAGCGAAAAGUCGGCGGCAGCAGUUGCAGCGUUGUCGGCGGGCACUCACCCGCCCAGCCCCGCACGGCUCCCAGCCAAGUGGACAGAGUUCUGGCAGCACGGAGAGCCCUACGGGGAUCCGACACAACGGGCGCUGUGCGGCUGGCGUUCGGCCUCAACACGGUGUUUUUCGUGGUCGCGGGCCUUCGGCGACUGAGAGCGAGGAAGCCGUGUCUAGCUUGGGGAGACUGGGACGAUGCAUCGUUGAAGAGUUUCAUGGAAGAGGAGGUGGAUGAGUUCUACCACCGGGCGGCGUUGCCAACACUGGCCCGGCAAUGGAACGUGCCAUUUUUGAGCAAGAGGGAGGCAGCGAAGACUCUCGACCACGUCAUCGGCGCCAACGGCCGCCUCGAGGCGAGGGUGGUAGGAUCCACCGCCCCGACGACGAAGGGGGUCACGCUGAUAGAAACCAGGACGAGGAACCGCCGCGGAGCUCCCGCCAACGGGAGGGACGGCAGCGUCACCGCACCACUACCGCCGCUGCGACAAGAUGAGCAGCAUCAAGAGCGGCAUCGUCACUCCGGGCAACGGACGCCGCCGCGACCAACGCCACCCCGCACCACCCCCUCCCGUCACAGCAACACCACUCCGUCGAGGUGGGGGCAGACGACGGGGACGGGUUCGGAUGCCCCCCGCCCCUUUGAACCUGCGUCGCCCCCUGUAGGGGAAGGCGGCGGCAGCGGUGCAGUGGUAGCCGCCGCGGCUGACGCCGCGGCUGAGGCGGUCCGAUUUUUUCACCAGAUUUCCUCGCCUAUCCGGCUUUCGGCCGGCGGUGGGUGGGGCGAGAUCGAUAGUCGCGAGGGAAGAGGAAGAGGGGGUGGGGGUGCCGGGAUGAUGGGGGAAAGGGUACCGGGAGGGGACAGAGAGAGGUUGGGGGUGAGCAAGAUACGGCUUUCGGGCCAGCAGCAGCAGCAGGGUGGUGGCACUCGAGGCGGCGCGGGAAACGGGGACGAACACUCGCCGCGGGGGCUGCAGGAGCACCGCGUUCACAGGGCGGACGUGUGGAAGUGGGAGUACUGCAAAGGGGUGGCGGUUUACGCCGUUGAGGUUGAGGUGCUGGGGCAGAGCUUCGCGAGGAACGUGUAUCGAAGGUAUUCCCACUUCCUCCAGCUCUGGGAGGACAUUUGCGAGACCCACCACGGCGUCAGAGACUUCACGUUCCCUCCGAAGGGGGCAGUUUCCAGCGCUAGGGGCGCCUUUUCCGAGGUGCUGGGCGAGAAGCGGCCGGAGGAUCAACGCCGGGAAAAGUUUUGCGAGCUUCUUGAAGUCCUGAUGAAACUCGAGCCCCGCCCCCCGGCCUUGCGCCACUUCUUGGCCCCUUGGCCGACUGAGAGCACUGCCAGCAGCAGCACCGCGGCUACGGGGCUUGUCGGGGGCCGUCGGAACCAAGAAGGACAACACCAGCAAGAAAACGCUCGCGAGGAAGACGGGGCAUCGUGGGCCGGCACACGCACGACAAGGAACGGCGGCGGCGGUGGCGGCGGCGGCGGUGGCGGCGGCGGCGGGUCCGAGAGCGCUUCAUUUGGCGGCAUCUGGCUCACCGGCGGGGGUAGCGACGCCCGGAGAAGGGACCAGCGGGAGCAGCUUCGUCUCCGGGGGGUCGCGGCGGAAGGACUGCCAGUCACGCCCGACCGGCCACCGCACAAUGACAGGACCAGGGGCAGCACCGCUACUACCAGGCAGGCGGGAGUGGAGGCGGCGACGGCUGAGGAGCACUCGGCCGUUCCCCUCCCCCGGGACCUCCGGCUGUGGGUUUUCCUCACCUUAGUUGGCGUGCUGGAGGCCUGCGCCGCUGUCCGCGCUCUCGGGGUGACGGCGCUGUCCCUGCCGGUGACCCUUGUCCUGACGGCGAUCGCCCCCGCGGUAGCAGCCGUGGCCUUUUCCGUGUCCUCUCGCUCCCGCUCGUGCCCUUCGCGGCAAGGGCAGCAGGAGCGACGGAAGCUUAGUCGUCCGCCUCAGCUCGACGCCGACUCCGGCGGCGUUCGUGGCCGAGCGACCGCCCUGUCAUUCGGGCGGCGACCGUGGCAACCACAUUUACUCGGCGGUGUUGCUGCUGCCGCUGCUGCUGCUGUUGGAUUGGGCGGCCUACAUGGUGGCGGUGGCGGUGGCGGUGGCGGUGGCGGUGGUGGUGGUGCUGCUGCUACUGUUGGAUUGGGCGGCCUACAUGGUGGCGGUGGCGGUGGCGGUGGCGGUGGCGGUGGUGGUGGUGCUGCUGCUACUGUUGGAUUGGGCGGCCUACAUGGUGGCGGUGGCGGUGGCGGUGGCGGUGGCGGUGGUGGUGGUGCUGCUGCUACUGUUGGAUUGGGCGGCCUACAUGGUGGCGGUGGCGGUGGCGGUGGCGGUGGCGGUGGUGCUGCUGCUACUGCUGCUGUUGGAUUGGGCGGCCGCGGAGGCACCCCUCGGAGAAGCGGCGUGGUCACCUCGAGCAGCAGCCCGACUCGAGGUCGCGCGCCAAGGGGGGUGAGACGAAAAUCGCCCGCAAGGCCGCCGAUUGGCCACCGGGGGGCGGGGGGUGUCAACGCCUUGGGCUUAGGGUUAGGUGCCUCCUCAUUUCCCGCGACGGCAGUCGGCGGGGUGCGGGCAGUAGCGGCGGGGGUUCCGGGCGGCAUCGCACAGGAGCUGCAGAUGGAGUAG
This is a messenger RNA of Ectocarpus sp. CCAP 1310/34, 3351 nucleotides long. The record is from the annotation of a GenBank genome assembly. NCBI's taxonomy places the organism in Eukaryota, Phaeophyceae, Ectocarpales, Ectocarpaceae.